Molecule: messenger RNA, 1903 nt
Organism: Pseudoliparis swirei
Lineage: Eukaryota; Metazoa; Chordata; Actinopteri; Perciformes; Liparidae
Product: myosin-3-like
Exons: 1
Coding region: 1-1659 (552 amino acids)
Source: RefSeq, a predicted model, not a curated record
AUGGGCUGGAACUCCAGGGCGGUCCUGAUCAAAGGAGACGAAAACUGGUUGGAUGGCCUGGGGGCUGACAGGUCUGAAGCUGGCUCCAGUGGGAGAAACCAGAUACGCCAGAGGUUGAGAGAGACAAUAAGGACCCAGGAGAUGGAGCUCACAGUGGCGAAGGAGGAAAAGCAGGUCUUUACGGAGAAAAACCAGACCCUAGAGAUGGAGCUCACAGUGGUGAAGGAGGAAAAGCAGGUCUUUAUGGAGAAAAAACAGACCCUAGAGAUGGAGCUCACAGUGGUGAAGGAGGAAAAGCAGGUCUUUAUGGAGAAAAAACAGACCCUAGAGAUGGAGCUCACAGUGACGAAGGAGGAAAAGCAGGUCUUUACGGAGAAAAACCAGACCCUAGAGAUGGAGCUCACAGUGACGAAGGAGGAAAAGCAGGUCUUUACAGAGAAAAACCAGACCCUAGAGAUGGAGCUCACAGUGGCGAAGGAGGAAAAGCAGGUCUUUACGGAGAAAAACCAGACCCUAGAGAUGGAGCUCACAGUGGCGAAGGAGGAAAAGCAGGUCUUUACAGAGAAAAACCAGACCCUUGAGAUGGAGCUUCAAAAGGCGAAUGAGGAAUACCAGACCCUGAAAGAGACUAAAUGGAUCAUCAAGCCGGUAAGACAAGUGUUUAAGCAUGAAAACCUGGUCCUUAAAGAGACACUAAGGGCCCAGGAGAUGGAGCUCACAGUGGCGAAGGAGGAAAACCUGGUCCUGAAAGAGACAAACCGGAACCCGGAACUGGAGAUGGAAAUCCAACUGGUGAAAGAGGCCAAAGAGACCCAGGAGCUGGAGCUCCAACUGCUAAAGGAGAACAACCAGGUCUUUACGGAGAGAAACUGGACCCUAGAGAUAGAGCUCCAAAAGGCGAAUGAGGAACACCAGGUCCUGAAAGAGACUAAAUGGAUCCACAAUCCGGGACGCCAAGUGUUUAAGCAGGGAAACCUGGUCCUGAAAGAGACAGAAAGGACCCAGGAGAUGGAGCUCACGUUGGUGAAGGAGGAAAGCCUGGUCCUGAAAGAGACAGAAAGGACCCAGGAGAUGGAGCUCACGGUGGUGAAGGAGGAAAGCCUGGUCCUGAAAGAGACAGAAAGGACCCAGGAGAUGGAGCUCACGUUGGUGAAGGAGGAAAACCUGGUCCUGAAAGAGACAGAAAGGACCCAGGAGAUGGAGCUCACGUUGGUGAAGGAGGACAACCUGGUCCAGAAUGAGACAGAAAGGACCCAGGAGAUGGAGCUCACGUUGGUGAAGGAGGAAAACCUGGUCCUGAAAGAGACAGAAAGGACCAAGGAGAUGGAGCUCACGUUGGUGAAGGAGGACAACCUGGUCCAGAAUGAGACACUAAGGACCAAGGAGAUGGAGCUCACAGUGGCGAGGGAGGAAAUCAAGGCCCUGAACAACAACAAACAGAUCCAGGUGGUUAAGCUCAGAGGGGUUCAGGACGAAAACCAGAUUGAAGUUGGACUGUUGAAGACGGAGCUCCAACAGAUGAAGGACGAGAAUAAGCUCCUUGAGGACAUCUCUCUAAGACAAAAAAAAAAGAAUAGAAGAAUCUUUGGCAGGAGGAUGGAGGGAAGAGAAAUAGAGUUAGCAAAGAUGAAGUCCAAAAUGCAGGCUCUGGGGGACUAGGGUGGCGAUGGGUAAGGAGGAGCUGAAGCCCGAGAAGGGACACGGUGCCUGGAGCCGGCGAAGGGACACGGGCCUGGAGCCGGAGAAGGGACACGGGGCCUGGAGCCAGCGAAGGGACACUCGGCCUGGAGCCGGCGAAGGGACACGGGGCCUGGAGCCAGCGAAGGGACACGGGGCCUGGAACCGCUGAAAGGACUCGGGGCCUGGAGCCGGCGAAGGGACUCGGGGCCUGGAGCCGGCGAAG